AUGAAAAUGCAAGACAUACACAAUAAAAGCCUACCGCUGUCCGACAGAAUAGACACAAUAUACAACUGGAGAGCCACAGAGUUCUUUCUCCAGCACAUCCAGGACACAAAGACAAUAGAGAGCGAGAUAAUUCCCCUGCUACACGAGGGCUUAUCAGGAACACAGGAAGAUAAGAGAAAAACAAUGUCUGUUUUGAUAAGAAUCAGAGUAAGCAGCAGCAUACCAGCAGACUUGAUAGACAGGCUGAUAGACACCCUGGAAAACGAGACACUGACGAACAUUUCGCUUGCUGUGAGAUGUCUGAUAGAGAUCACAAAGAAAACGAAGCCAUCCCCGCAGCAGCACGCCCGGAUAAUCUCGUCUCUCACCAGCUUCUUCACAAACCUGACGGGCAGUCUGUACUCAUCUGAGAACGCAAACGAAACGAGAAAGUCGCUUCUUCUGAGCAGCGAGCCCGUGAUUCUUCUGCUGUUUCUUACGCAGAUUGCGAAGGAAGAGUUUAUUCAGAACGCAGUGCCCCUGGCCAAUGCCUUGUCAUCAUUUGCUCUCUUUUUCACACAGAGAACAGACCUUAUUUCUUUCUAUCUGAUCAAUGAAAACAUAAAGCUGCAGUGCAUCACCACGCUUACGCAAAUCAUAUCCCUAUUUAUGACAAUUCUCAAAGAAAACUCGCCAGAAAUAACGGCCAUAUCAGCCUUCAUUCCCGAGCUCAGCAUUUUUCUGCUGGGGUACUGCCCAGACGACGCCAUUUCCAUCAAGAAAGACAUCUACCACCACCUGAGCAUCCUGAAGACAGAAAAAAAAAGAGUGUUUGCAUCGUACUCAGAGGUCAUCCUAAAAGACGGGAUCCUUCUCCGCCCCAAAAACCCCGUUCUAAAGCUUCUGGGGCUGACUCUUUCAACAGAGUUUCUUAUCAUGUUCAGAGACACGACACACAGACACCUCUCGCUGAAAGUGUGCAGAGAAGCAGCGAAAAUACUCUGCGAGUCGUCAGACCAUACGCUUAACAAGCUGUGUGCGAAUGUUCUCGUGCAGAUCAACGACACCACAAUCAGCGACAACAUCAGCAUAGGAGAGAAAGGCUUUUUCAUCCGAAUGAACUACACAACAUUUGUGCGAGCGUUCAGACAGUACAGCAAGAUAGAAGUGACAGAAGAAACAAAGAACGUGCUAAGAUCGAUCAUCCGAGGAAUGAAGAACACAAUGCACUAUUUCUCUCUUUUCCAGAACAUCCCGUCAAAUGCGAUUGUGUUCUCGCUGAAGUGCUUCAGCCCGUACGAAGUGCAGGAGCUCUCUGACAACCUUGGCCUCGCAUUCCGCCCAUUCAACCACUUUGAUUUGGAGAAGAGAUCAGACAUUAUCAUCGUGUGCGAAUUUCUGCUGAUAUUUUUCUAUCUAGACGCAUCGCUCUUUGAGCGCAUUCUCCUUGACAAUGUGGGCAUACUCUUUGAAAGCACAAAGAAAAACAAAGACAUGUUCAUCAUAUGGAGGCAGUUCCUGGCAUACGCAGGCGUUGCAAGAAAGUUCGCAGGCGUUGUGCUGCAAGAGCUGCUCAAAAUAGUGCACUCAGUUGAAGACAAAGAGUUCAUUGUCCUGGCGUUCAGAGAGGUUUUCACAUCCUUUGCAGUCCAUACGGUAGAGAUAGAAAGUGUUGUAGCAGGAAGUCUCCAGGAAAUAUUCAAAAAGUGUCUCAUGACAGAAGAAAAGUACUUGUACACCCUGGAAAUAGUCAAGGAUCUCUUCAAAACCGCAGGAAAAGAGAAGCUAGACCUCCUGCACAAAGAGAUGGCUCUGGCCCUCCCCUCCUUCUUUGAAAAGAUGGAAGAAAUUGCCAGACUGCACCCCAAUUGCACCGAUGUGGUGGAAAUAGCCCUGUCAGUUCCCGUCAAAAUUUCAGGUCUUCUUCCCUUUUUGGGACAAAUGUCCAAGUCUCUCCUCAGGGCGCUGCAGAUAAGAGGAAAGCUGGGCGGGCUGGCCAUGGAAACACUGGAGACCUGCGUAGACAAUUUAAACUCAGAAUUUUUAAUGACGUAUUUAGGAGAUGAUAUUGAUGCGAUUUUCACAGCCCUAGUGGAUCUUGUGCAGGAGGAGGAAAGCUCUGUGAUGUCGAUUAAGCUGCUCGGCAAGCUAUCAGGGAAAGCCAGCACAGCGUUCGUAGGGAACAACAGAUCCUCCCACCCAAACACGGAUAUAACCAUCAUUAUCCCAGGAAAAACAGACAAGAUAAAAAUACCCCUGCAUGACAUUCUGCAGGAGGCCUCUCGCAUCCUCUCGGGACAAAAGACAGGAAGCACAGAGCAGGCUCUAGCACUUGUGGGCCACUAUUUCCACUCUUUCUUCAGGUGGAGCGAUUUAACUGAUGAAAUACUCGCAGCAUGGACAGAGGACAUAGAGGGAAUUAAAGAGGCUGAUUUCCAGGAGCUGCACAGCAGAGUGCGCGCAGGUGCAUUCAACCCCCUGGAAGACGUAGAUGGAUGGACAGUGGACUACCCAUCAUCCUCCAUCCCGUGUCUCCUAGUUUCUUCCCUUUUCUCCUGCGCUGCAGACCCUGAAAUGAUGAAGCCUCCUGCGCCCAUCCCCAAUACAGUUGCUCUCCCUAGUGCUGCUAACCCCAUAGUUAACACAGUCACCGCAGGGAGCAGCAGGGGCACAAAUAGCAGCGAGGGCACAGAAAAUGAAGCAGAAAUAUCACCGCAGGCAGCUGAAGCAAAGAGACUCCUCAUCACUCUCUACUCUUUCCUCUCUGUGUUCAAGGCCCUAGAGCUCAUGCACUUUGACGACUUCCAGCGCCGCGUGCGCGUUGACGUCUUUCUCCUUAUCUCAGCGCUUACCCGCGCCUUUGGCAGGCCCUCAACGGAAAGCGUAGCACAGAGUGUCCUCAGCACAAUGCACGAUAUAUCCAGGCGCAUCUGCGGAUCCCGCGAGAAGACCUCGCAAAUGACCCUUUUCUACAACAUUCUCCACGCUUUCUGCUCAGCCUGCUAUGCAUACAGCGACGAAGAGAAGCUCUGUGGAAUCAGAGGGAUCAUCUUUAUGACGCAGUCUCUGGACCUCGGAACAUCCUGGCUCCUUUACCAGGAGAUAAGGAUAGUUAAAGCUUUGUUCUCUGCUCUUUCUUCCCUGCGCUACAACAACGUAGAGGCAGUGAGGGAGGGGAUAUUCCACAUAUGCAGAACCACGCACGACCCUGCAGUGGAAACAGAGCCCACAUCUUCUGAGCACUUCAUGCAGCUCAUCCUCACCUUUGCACAGGAGCUGAGCCACCCCCUGGAGAGCGUGCGCCUCGUGGCUAGAGAGUGCCUUGACUACAGCGCAGGGCUAUUUGGCUCCGAUGUCUCUGCGUUUUUGCUGCCCAUUAGAGAGAAAGUGCUGGCACAGGUCCUCAGCAAGCCCCUGAGAGCGCUCCCUCCUGGCGUGCAGAUAGGGAACAUGGAGGUGAUGACUUAUCUCUUCGGCCUGCGCCCUCCCCUGAUGAUGCUCAUAGACGAGAGGAUAGAGAGAUUCAUUGGGGAAGCAUUCCGGAUAAUCGCAUCGCCCAAUGGCACUGUCGUAUUGAAGCAGGCAGCAGUGCGGCUCUUCGUGGCUGCUGCAUCAUCGCCUGAGUUUACAGCUGCGCCCUCUCUAAUCAAAAUAUCCCAGGUCCUCAUUAAGGGCUUAUUCUCGAAAGAGCCAGAGAUAUGCGAGGUGUGCAGGGAUGGGCUCAGACAGAUGUACUUCCUGGGAAGACAGCCUGAUAGAGAGGUGCUGCAGUCCUGGCUUGUCCCCAUAGUCAACACGAUUGGCCAGAAGAAGGCUGUAGACUCCGUGAUCGCAGGAAUAGUGCACCUGCAGGAGCUGGACAGAGAGAUAUUUAAAACUGGGCUGUGUAGCAGUUUACUUGACCUCCUAGCACAGAGCGCUGACUCUCUAUCUGAGAGCACUGUGGAUAUGAUAUUUGAGAUAUUCGCGCGCACCCCGCAUAUUCCAGAGGGAGAGUUCCUCACGCGGUCUGUGCUGGCAUAUCUGCACCACUUCAAGAAUGUACAGCCAAAGAGAAGAAGAGGAGUAUCGCAGUAUCUGGCAGUUAGGCCGCUAUCUGCCUCAUUCCUUUUUAGGCUGGCAAAUGAAGACGACACAGCGUACUACAUACUCCACAGACACCUCGUAGAGAAUGAUGCAGGCGGGAAUAGAGUGCACCCUUUGGCAGUCUCUGGGCAGUCUUCAUGGAGACAGUACGUUCUUUCUGAUGCAGCAGGAGAGUCAUUCGCAGGCGAAGCCAUUGAGAGGAUGCUUUCCCUGUGGAGGGAGGGUGCUGGAGAUGCAGCAUUUGGGAAAGUGGUUAGAAAGUGGUGCUUUCAGUCAGCGCAGGGCCUGAUAGAGUACUUUACAGCUGAAGAGCUUCGCACUGCCCCUGUCCUUCUCCCUGAAGACGUGUCUCCUGAUGUCGUAAGGUCUCUAUUUGUCCAGUCUCUAGAGACAGGAUUAAUUCUCAGCGCAGACGGAAAAGUUCAAAAGCGCAUACUUUUCAGCGUGGAGAGUUUGCUCUCUGAUAAAUCUAUGCUCUGCGUAGAUGGCCCCCCUGAGUGGAAGAUAUCUGUGGCUAUGCUCCUCAUCAGAGAGAAGGAGCCCCCCGCUCCUCCCGCAGAAAGUGCAGCUAAGAGCAAAAGAUCGCCCCGCCCCACGCGCUCUGCAUCAGUCGCCAGGGGAUACAGCGGGAACAGCAGCCCUGUGAUGGGAGAAAGUAAGCAGGAGGUAAAAAGUAGGGAAAAGAUCAGAGCAAGAAUAUCAGGAUACCUCCAGAGAGUCCUGGAGAUGGAAGACCUGGAGCCCGUAGAUGCGGUGUGCAUCACUGCGUUCCUCGUGGAGUACAACCCAGAGGCAUCCACCGACGGAUUCCUGCCCCUCAUCACUACGCACCCCGAGUACGCUGAGCACGCAAUCAGAGGGAUUGUGUCUCUCCUCAAUAGACACGGGGUAGAGCCCUUCAUUGAAAGCAUCUCUUCAGCCCUCGAAGACGAAACUCUCUACAGGACACACCUGUACAUUCUCCUCCCAGCAAUUGCAAGAGUUCCUCAGCUAUUCACAGGCUCAGGGAUUGAGCCGAGUGUGUGCACGAUGAUACAGCGGCUCUUUGCGUCAGGGAGUGCACGCAUUGCCUUGCUUCUUCUGCAGGCUUCUAUCGUGUGGUACAAAGCAGGAACUAUCUGCGACGGAGUAGCACUGAUCCUUACGAAGUCCUAUGCUGCGUACUACAUCCACACGAAGUCAGGCGAGGUAGUGGAAGGCAUCUCAGCGCUGCCCUUCAGCGAAGACCCCGUGCCCACAGUGCCAGAGAAGAUACAGCCGCAGUCAGUGGCCAAGCUGUACGAAGAAGCAGCAAGGGGGAACAAGAGCCUCGCAGUGAGCCUGAGGCCUGCAGUGCGCGCGUGCAUCUCAGAGACAGGAACUGAGGCCCUGGAGGCAAUCCUUCCCGUGGCUGCAAAGAUUGACAGAGAGUGCGUAUCAGACGUAUUUCACGGGCUGAACGUAGCAAGGAUCAAGCCAAAGCUGGCUAUAUCCUGUGCUACCCUGCUGGGCGGAGAAGAAACAGCAGAGAAGGCCCUGCGCCUCCUAGAGGAAGGUCUGAAGGAGGGCGCUGAAUCUCUGACAGAUGCAGUGUCCGCGGGAAUGAAACUGGCACUAAAGUAUCCAUCUCCUGAGUCGCUUACACUUUUGGCUCAGAUUCUAUCCAGGCACCCCGAGGUGUUUAGGUGCCCAGAGACAGCUGAAGGCGUUGUAAGCAUCGUGCAGAGCAUAAGCGUGUCCUCUUCGCUGAAGCAAAGUGUCCUACUGGCGAUGGACUCUGAAGAGUUCCAGGAAAUUAGGCUGGGCCUUGUGCACACCGCGUACGUAGACCCGCAGAUGCACAGGGAGGAGAUAGCGGCAGGACUGCAGCCCCUCUUUGUUAAGGGUCUCUCCUGCGCAUCGGAGAGAAUUCGCUCUGAUUUCUUCAAAGUUUUUAACGAGGGCGUCUCUUCGGCGCCUGGAGAGAGGCUUCUUUAUCUCUGCAGCUUUGAAUGGGAGCUGUUCGAAAUGGGGGGCUGGGUGCCUGCGUUCUGCAGAAUGAUCCUGGAGCUCUUUGACGUCUCUUCGAUGCACACCGAUGUCUUUUGGGAUGUCUCUGGGCUCACUUUGCUUGAAAACAAUUUGAGUAACGGCCGCACAAAAAAUGAAGAACCAAAGAAAAAAAGGAAAAACAGCAGCCAAGAAGAGAGCAGCGCACACACUGACGACGCAGACAGUACGAAGUACAAUGAAGAUGGCAGUGAUGCCAGCGAAGGAUACAGCCAUAUGCUGCCCGCUCUCUUCAGCGAGUUUAGGCGGUACAAAGUCUCUCGAGCAACCAUUAAGAAUAGCAUUCUGUCGCUCCUUCAUGGAAAUGACGUGGCAUCUUCCCAGAUCAUCAGAAGCCUGCUCCCUGGGGUUAUAUCGCACAUACCAGAUAAAGCCAAGCACUCCCUGCACAGCCGCAUUGAAGAGAUGCUGAUUCGCCUCGGAAAAGCAGGAACCCCAAGGAUAUCAGAAACAGCUGAGUCUUUCGUUGUAGGAAUGGCUUCUAUCUGCUCCAGGGCAUCUUCGUAUGCAGCAGUUCCCAAUGCCAGUGAUACUUCACA
Molecule: messenger RNA, 6632 nt
Organism: Nematocida minor
Lineage: Eukaryota; Fungi; Microsporidia
Exons: 1
Source: RefSeq, a predicted model, not a curated record